Molecule: messenger RNA, 1252 nt
Organism: Anopheles darlingi
Lineage: Eukaryota; Metazoa; Arthropoda; Insecta; Diptera; Culicidae
Exons: 4
Coding region: 326-1063 (245 amino acids)
Source: RefSeq, a predicted model, not a curated record
CAAGUUAGCAACAUUUGCAAUUCUUGCCGUCGUUCCCGUUUAAAAAUUUGGCUGGGAAAGUGAAAGAAUCUCGGAGAACCGCAGCGCGAAAGAUCUCCAAAAAGACCGGACUGAAACGCCGGAAAAGGAUUCUAUCUUAUCUUUCCCCGUCUCUCAAAAAGGAUCCUUCGAGCUCCGGCUCCGGGAAGCAAUCACCCUUCUCACAAUCAACCCAAGAGGGUAUCAGAGAGCGGGAUUUAUUUAAAAGCGCAGUUUGAUCGAGAUAUCCUGCCCCGCUGACCUUUGCCCCUUUGCACUUUGGUUUAGAGUACGACGCAGACGCGAGAUGGCCGAGUUUUCAGCUUACGAAACGACCCCCAGCUGGUUCCAGCGGUUUUCCGAGUUCAUGCGAAAAGAUACCAAGGGAGUGGAGAUCAUCAGUUACUCCUUGUCAGGAAUUUUGUUUGUGGUCGCCUACAGAAAAAUCCGUCCCUUUACACGCUUCGGUAAGGCCUCGGAUAUACCGCAACACUUUGUUCGACAUCAGAUCCGGCAGUAUGGGCGAGUCGAUAAGAUAGAGCCAUCAUUGCAGCAUGGUCCGCUGCUUAUCGUGCGGCAUCGCCCGCCGGCCAAUAUACUGUUCUGGUCGAGAAAGACGAUCCCGAUCAAGGUGAACGGAAUCGAUGUGAACGCCAACGGGUACUCCUGGCUGGAAUCCGUUGUUUCGGGCAAUGAGAUAAGCUUCAUACCGAUGGUGGCCUCAUCUGCAAACCAGCAUGCCGAAUGUCGUGUGCUGCUGACCCAACCGAAUCGAACGAUAGACGUCGGAGAUGCGCUCCUAUCGUUGGGAUUUGCUAAACUGACCGUUUCCGUCCCGAAAACCAUCAGAAACCGUAAGGAUGCUUACGAAGCGCAGCUACACCAGUACUACCGCUCGUUAGCACAAUCGGAACGCUACGCCAAGGAUCGCCGGAAUGGACUUUGGCAAUAUACACUGCCACCCCGUAUCUGGCCGCUUUCUCUGUGGCCUGCGGUGUGGGAUAAAGUCGUAUACUCAAAACGAUUACCGGUACUGGUACGGUAGGCCGUUGGAGCGCGGCCUUUGGUUCGUGGUCUUUCGUAGCAAAAAGUAGAACUUUCUGCUUCGCAAUCCACAGUCUAGUAUGAUAACGCCGUUUGUGUCUUCCGCCGUGGGCAUCUUGGUGCUUAAUGUAACAUUUUCGAUCGUUAACAAUAAAUCGCUUAAUAAAUCAUGUUCUUCCGCCGUUCCCGA